CUUGAACAGUCUUCUAUCACGCGGUGUUAAAUAACCAUCACUACAUCCUGAGUCUGGAUGUUUUAACCUGUUGUUGUUUAUGUGAGCUGUUCCUCCAUCAUCUGCAGUGGUCCAAAGAUAAAGCUGCUGAAACACAAACAGCAGCGGUGUUUAAUCCGCUGCAGCCUGCUGAGGGUAUGAGGCGGUCUGAAGGAGUCUGGAGUCAAAUUCCUGAACACGUAGGAGCUCCUCACGUUGUUCCAACACGACACAGGACGCAGGGCGCAGCGGCUAACGGAUUACUGAUCAACCGGUCGAUGAGCGACUAACGCACACUAGAUUCAUUUGGACUGUUACUCCUGCUGUUAAACACGACCAUCGGAUGUUUUCCCUUUUUUUUUUCUUCUUCCUCCAAACAAGAAACAUGACCUGAAGACCAUUAUUUCUCUCCAGACGUUCGUGCGUAACUGAACCCAACUUGAUGAGAAAUGUAAGAAACUGAUCUCCAAUCAAUACCUCUGUCAGGAGAUGUUUAUUAUCCGCCGAAGAGCCGCUUUUACGCGUUGCUCCAAAGUGGCGGAAAAAAUAACAGUCUGGCUUCACUUUUCCACAACGGAAAUGAGAUCAGUCCCAGUGCCUGGCUGGCUCCACUUCUUCUCAAACAUGGUCGAUGUAACUCCACGCAGAGCCGGGAUCUGACAUCGUUUCUCUUGUGGAUGUAAACACCUUUCUUUUCUUUUUUUUUUCCGUCAAAGGCACGAUGUUUGCCGGGCUGAUGGGGCUGGAGUGUCGCAGCAGCUCUCUGCUUCAGCACUGCGAAGCCAUGGAAGGUGGCAGAGCAUCAGGGACAGCUGGCAGCUGCGGCCGUAAGAGGCUCCACCGAAGACCAGGGUACAUGAGGGGAGAGCAGUCCAGAACACAGAGCACUUCUCAGGAGGAGGAGGAGGAGGAGGAAGAUGGGAGGACUGCUUGUAUAAGGAAUGGAAAAUCUGUACGUCACACUGACAUCGCUGAUGCAACCAGCGCUCAGAGGCUAACUCCUGCUGUCAAAGUGUCCUUAUUGAGUCAGCAGCAGCCUGAUAAACUCACAUGUACCUCCUGCAAGAGUAAGAGUUUCCUCUGCUGUGUUACCCGUCACCUCCCUCCUUUUGACUGCAGUCCUGUUAACAGUACGUCCAGCCGUCUGGUUGAGUCCUCAACGCCACAGAAUGAACUCAGGUUAAGCCCGAGCCCAGCCCUCCGGUCCUCACCAGAGGACUCCUUCAACUCCAGCUUCAGUUUCAUUCAACAGUCGCUCAGCUCCAGUCAGAAGACAGGCACAACCAUUACACCAAUACGAGAACCACUAAGCCCAUCAGCUAAAGGACCUAACCUGCCUCAAACAAAACUGGAAACCUUAUCCACUGAGCACAAUUUCUCAAAGCAGGCAGCUCCUGUCCAAACACUGUCUUCCUCCGCUCCAGGCAGCCAUGCAGACAGAGAAGAGCUGUCAUUAGGUGGGAGGUUUUGGCUGGCUGACUGUGACUCGCGACCUCUCGACAUAGAGGUGACCUCCUCACUGUCAGUGGACUCUGACACUGCCUCCGCCUCCUCCGUCACCUCCGGCUACGAUAGUGCCACGCCUGCCUCGGAGCAGGGUUGGGACAACCUGGUGAAGAAGUACGAGGGCGUGCUGCAGGACUGCCUUCAAAACAACCGCGCACACACCAAGAUCGAAUCCAUGAUGUUGAAGCUGCAAAGACUUCAGCAGAAAGCCAUUUUGGAUGACGACUAUGACGCAGCUGAGCGUUUUGGGAAAAAGCUAGAGGAGCUGUGUCGAGAGCGGGGAGCUCUGAAGCUGGGUUUACCCUCCAGACAGCCCAGCGUGGCUUUGUUCCUGGAGAGGCUCAGACAGGUGGUGCACAGCGCCCUCCAGAGGGCAGACUGCAGCCAGCGCAGGGAGGGUGCAGAGCUUGACGCAGGGGAGCGAUCUGACUUAUCGCAGGGUCCACUGCAACGAAGGGAACGUCUCAUUCAAGAGAAACGGCUGGUGGAGGAGGAGAUUGCGGAGCUUCAGCAGAGGCUGGCGGAGCUGAAGGACCGCAGUCGAUGCUUGGAGCAGCAGAUCCAGCAGGAGGAGCAGCAGGUGGAGGCUGAGGAGCUGGAGGGCUCCGUGCUGAAGAGCUGCACCGUGGCCCAGCUCCGCGACAUGAGCCGAACCCUACAGGACCUCGUCACAUCGGAAAACCGAACGCAGAUCUCAGUCUCCCCUCCACCCUCCAUGCUCAGACUCCAGGAGCAGGAGCAGGCAUUGAAUCUGUCCAUCAAGGAAGCUACAGCUAAAGUGGUCAUGAGUCAGAGGCUGGGCAGCAGCCUGAGGAGGAAAGUCAGCGAGACUGAAACGCAGCUUUUGGCACUGCAUGAAGCCAAACUGGCAGCCAUCUCAGGUAAUGACUUCAGCAGUGCCAAGGAGCUAAAAGCUGAGAUGAAGGCGGUGUACCUGGAGCGCGACCGGCUCGAGGCUCUGGCCAAGAGGCUGCACAGCCUCAGCUCGGGCAGCAGCCAGGAGCUGGCCAGGAUGAAGGAGCAGCGGCAGCAGCUCAGGCAGGAGCUGGAGCAGAGGGAGGCCCAGCAUGAAAGCCGCCUGAAAGAGAACACUACCAAGUAUGUCGAGCUACUGGAGGACAGAUUGCACAGCUGUGGCUGUCCAGGCUUGGAGCGAAUCUGGGAAGCUGACCUGGAAGCAUGUCACCUGUUUUUGCGAGGUUUGCAGCUGCGGACUCCCAGCUGCAGUGGAGCAGAUAUGGAAGACCUCCCGCCUGCAGCAGUUUAUCCUCCGACCCAGCUAUGCACCAAAGAGGAAGAAGACUGCGCCAUGUUGACUGCUUUAGGGGGUCGCUGGUGUCCCGAGGCCAACUUACAGAACUCAGAGUUCACUAAGAAACUGGAGGAGUUUUUGUUCUGCAUGGAGGAUAACCACCCAGAGGAUGGCUGCAGCGAGGCCGAGGCUACAGACCUGACAGAGCGCUGUGAGUUGAUCAGUGACAGACUAAUGACCUUAGAGGAUGAACUGCAGACGGCCAUGCUGAACCGGGAUCAGGCCCUCACCCAGUCUUUAGAAAAAGAAGUUCAGGAAGUGAAAUCCACUUUACAGACUAUGUUGGCACAGCUCAAGGUGGAAGAUGAAGAAGAAGAAGAAGAAGAAGAAGUGGAGGAAGAGGAGGAGGAAGUGAAUGAGUUGAAUGACCUCAUGAAAAAUGGGACUGAGGAAGAAGAAGAAGAAGAGGAGGAGGAGGACCAGUACUUCAGUGACAGCUGGGACAUUUGAAAUGGAUGCCUGUAGUGUUUUAUGGGCACUCACACACAGACGGGCUCUCGGAGAGCCUGACCUCGGCUUUGCAGUAGAAGUGACCCCAUAUCCAUUUACCGUAAAGCCUCACUCAAAGCGCUUCACAACCAGCGUCUGUGGUACUGCUGGAAGUUUCCACUACAAAGCCCUAGAAAGUCUGUGUAACAUUCAUCCAUCUACAGAUGGAGAAACAUGGAAAGUUUCAUAUAAAUGCAACAUGUGAGACGUUUUCUCGCAAAUUUAAGGAGUUGUUCAAACCUAUCGAGUGCCUUUGGCCAACGAGUUGAUAUGGUGAUUGUUUUUCAAUUAAAAUGUUUUUGGAUUUAAUAUCUUGCUGAGCAAUUUGGUGAAGUAUAUUUUUUCAAUUUGUACUGUAUAAACACAACCAAUUUUGUUGCCAUUUGCAAACUGUUUGAGUCUCAUAAGUUUAAAUUUUAAGUAAGAAUACAACUUUUUCUGAACAGCAGCAAACUUGUGGUUGAAUUUUGACCAAGUGGACAAUCUAAUUUUGUAAUUUUAUUGUUAUUAUUAUUAUUACUGGUAACAGUUUUGCACAUAAACUAAAACUUUUGCUUAAUUUUCAGGUCAGCUCGCCACUUUAAUGUCUCCUUUGUACGACUGGACUUCACUUCCAUGUAAUUUUGUCCAUGAAAUAACAUUUGUGGUGCUACAAAAUGUGACCUAACUUGAACACUUUAUUUUCUUUGUGUGAAAAAUGCAAUAUUUAGAUUGUUUCUUUGAUCUCUUAAAGCAAUGUAGACGGGCUCUGAAUUUUUUAAAUUCAUCUGCCACAAUAGUCAAAUUGUGUUUUGUGCAUGUCGGAUAUAGUGAAGGAUAAAAUAUCAGCGGGCACAUAAAGUAAGUAUUUGCAACUGCUGUUUUGUUGUUGUUUUUCAACUGCCUGCCACUGAUUGUUUUUAUUUUAUUUGAGAAUAUACAUUCACUGGGUGUCACUUGACUUUUUGCCAGAAAACAUAUUUGUACUUUCACUCAUUAAUCAGUUUUUUAAUUUACUGUGCAGCUUGAAGCCACUGUAUCAGUUUUCAUAUUUAUUCCUUACAGCAUCUCACUAAUUACAGCAUGUACCAUUCAGCCUAA
Stegastes partitus (bicolor damselfish) is the source of this 4405-nucleotide messenger RNA. It is a transcript of the gene disc1, whose product is annotated as DISC1 scaffold protein. Gene Ontology annotation, biological process: cilium assembly; neuron migration. The record is from RefSeq and is a predicted model, not a curated record. The coding region runs from base 740 to 3286 and encodes 848 amino acids. Gene Ontology annotation, cellular component: microtubule organizing center; intermediate filament cytoskeleton; microtubule. NCBI's taxonomy places the organism in Eukaryota, Metazoa, Chordata, Actinopteri, Pomacentridae. The transcript is spliced from 14 exons.